AAACUCGAAACUGUUACAGGCCGCGCACCCCGUCCAGCGCGCAGCGACGACGGCGAAGAGGGACUUGUUCCCCGUUCGCGUUUAGGCCGUCAGCUCCGUGACGACGCGCACGGCGUCGCUGAGGUUCUGGACCUCCUCGGCGCGCUCGUCGGGCAGCUCGACGUUGAACUCCUCCUCGAUCUUCAUGACCAUCUCGACAACGUCGAGCGAGUCCGCGCCGAGGUCCGAGGCGAAGGACGCCUCGGGCGUGAUCGACGACUGCUCGACGCCGAGCUGCUCGGCGACGAUCUCCUUGAGCUUGUCCUCGACGGAAAACCGGGCCGUCACGCGCGAGACGGACGCCGGGCGCAUGAACGCCGACGAGGCGCCGAGCGCGAGGGCGACGAGGAUUGACCGGAGCUGCAUCGUGGCCUGCGGUGACGAGGACGGGUGAGUGCGCCGUCCCGACGAGGGCGUCGGUGUGCGGCGCGUCUGCAAUGCCGCCGUCGCCAGGUCUCCGGACGCGCCGCGUUCGACGGGCGCGCGCCGACGAGUGUUGGAUGACCGAGCAUGCAAUUCGCAUUGCUGCAGUGGGGAGAGCGCUGCUGCGGCUGCGGCAGGGCGGCUUGGCUUGCAGGUUACGAUCCAGCGCGCGCGGCACUGCUCAAUAGCAUGCAGGAUCCCUGACGCUAGGGCAAAGCCAACACUCAUCGCGGCGCACCGUACUUCCGGCUGCGCACCGUCUGGUAGGCGUGCGGCACCCUGACGACAUCGCAGUUGCAUUACGGACGCGGGAGGCAUGCAAAUAGGUCGUCAAAAACAGCAAGCGAUGGCUACGUAGUGCUACGCAGUGCGAUUUGGCCACGAUCCGAUACGCCCGCUCUGGGCUAGACAGAGAGUCCCAGACCUCUAGGCACGAGAUCCGGGCCCAAGCGCGACGUGAGCUCGCCUGAGACCCCGCCCCGCGCACCGCGCUUCAACAGCCGCACAGCUAGCCCGCCAACGCCAUCGCCGUAAAAGAAGAACUACACACAAACUCACAUC
Messenger RNA from Pelagomonas calceolata, 1023 nucleotides. The record is from the annotation of a GenBank genome assembly. NCBI's taxonomy places the organism in Eukaryota, Pelagophyceae, Pelagomonadales, Pelagomonadaceae.